Molecule: messenger RNA, 3927 nt
Organism: Mugil cephalus (flathead mullet)
Lineage: Eukaryota; Metazoa; Chordata; Actinopteri; Mugiliformes; Mugilidae
Product: nuclear receptor-binding protein-like
Exons: 18
Coding region: 335-1909 (524 amino acids)
Biological process (GO): protein phosphorylation; endoplasmic reticulum to Golgi vesicle-mediated transport; intracellular signal transduction
Cellular component (GO): endomembrane system; cytoplasm
Molecular function (GO): ATP binding; protein kinase activity
Source: RefSeq, a predicted model, not a curated record
UCCCGGUAGUCCUGCCCGCCCCUCCCACUUCUGCUCCGAGAAAAGGACUUGAAACCCCACAACAUUUUUAUGACGAACUAGCAUUUUCUCUCCAUACGUCUCUUUUACUGCGUUUUCAUCAGCAUGUAACCUAAGGCUAUUUAUUGGGCUUCACUCUCCGGUUCCACGUCCUCUCUCCCUGAGCGCUACCUUGUCGAAAGCCAGGCCUGGCUAGAAGAUGGAUGUGUGAGCCGUUCAAUCAGAGAGGAGAAAGCGAUACAGAGGCGUCCUGUCACUUGUUGCAGCGCAGCAUCAGGAGCCACGAGAAAGAGAGCUAGUGAGAUUACAUGAGGAGAUGAUGGAUAUGUCGGAGACUGAGGGGAGAGGAGCUCCUGGCUCCGAGGAACCCGAGUUACCAGCGGGGAACGUGUCCGGCAACAGCCCACAGGUACAAAGUGGAGCCUCUGUGUCCUCGUCUGUGGCCUCCGCACAGAAUCCUGCCACAUCAGCAACAGAGGAUGAGGAUGAGAGUGAAGAUGAGUCAGACAUCCUGGAAGAGAGCCCCUGUGGCCGCUGGCAGAAGCGUAAAGAGGAGGUGAAUCAGCGUAAUGUCCCUGGGAUAGAUGCUGCAUACCUAGCUAUGGACACAGAGGAAGGUGUGGAGGUAGUUUGGAAUGAAGUAAUGAUCUCAGAACGGAAGAACUUCAAACUGCUUGAGGAGAAAGUGAAGGCUGUAUUUGACAACCUGAUCCAUUUGGAACAUGCCAAUAUUGUCAAGUUUCACAAGUACUGGGCUGACACAAAGGACAACCGGGCUAGGGUGAUUUUCAUUACUGAAUAUAUGUCAUCAGGGAGCUUGAAACAAUUUCUGAAGAAGACAAAGAAAAAUCACAAGACCAUGAAUGAAAAGGCUUGGAAGAGAUGGUGCACACAGAUCCUAUCUGCUCUCAGUUACCUCCACUCAUGUGAUCCACCAAUCAUCCAUGGCAACCUGACCUGUGACACUGUCUUCAUUCAGCACAACGGCCUCAUCAAGAUCGGAUCAGUGGCUCCAGACACCAUUAACAACCACGUCAAGACAUGUCACGAGGAACAGAAAAACUUACACUUCUUUGCCCCAGAAUAUGCAGCUGUUGAGGAUGUUACCACCGCUGUGGACAUCUACUCGUUUGGCAUGUGUGCCUUAGAGAUGGCGCUUUUGGAGAUUCAGGGGAAUGGAGAAUCCUCUUAUGUUUCUCAGGAGGCCAUCAACAAUGGCAUACAGCUACUGGAGGACCCUCUGCAACGGGUGUUGAUCCAGAAGUGCCUGGAGUGUGAGCCUGAUAAAAGGCCCACAGCCCGGGAGCUGCUGUUUAACCAGGCUCUGUUUGAAGUACCACUCUUAAAACUACUGGCUGCACACUGCAUAGUUAGCCAUCACCACAUGAUUCCUGAGAAUGCCCUGGAGGAGAUUACCAAGAACCUCGACCCCAACCUGGUCAUCGCUGAGCGGAAAGAUGUGCAGCUCAAGCUUUCACAAUUUCCUGCGUUGGAGCUUGAUAAGUUUCUGGAGGAUGUGAGGAACGGUAUUUAUCCCAUGACAGCGUUCGGGCUGCCCUGCCCACAGCAGACUCAGCAGGAAACUGUUAAAUCUCCUGUUGUCGUUCCACUGGUCAAAUCUCCCACCCCCGAACCUGCAGAGCAGGAGACACGGAAGGUCAUUCAAAUGCAGUGUAACUUUGAAAUUGUCGAGGAGGGAGCAAAGUAUCAUAUAACGUUGCUGCUGAAGCUGGACGAUAAACUGAAUAGACAUCUAAGCUGUGACAUGUUACCUCAUGAGAGUGUUCAAGAUUUGGCUGAAGAGUUGGUGCAGCUGGGCUUUAUUAGUGAGAUGGACCAAACCAAAGUAGCCUCUCUACUAGAAGAACAUAUCAACCUAGCCCCUCACUAGCACUCGUUCCCCUGACCUAUCUUGUUACUAUCUCUUUAAAAGUACACUCUCAACCUUGUUACAUGCUUUGUUUGAUGACUAAAUGCAGUGACUGUAUUCUAUGGAUUUAUUUCAUGUCUUUUCUAUAAAUGGUGGUAAUGUGACCAAAGAGUGGGGUUUCCCUUACAUCUGGGUGUAAAACGUCCCCAAAGCACUCGAAACCCUUGUGUGUAAUUCAUCUGAAUUGGGUUAGCAUUUAACUUGGUUAUGUCUGAACCUUAUUAAUGCUGUAACAGACUUCUCACAACAGAACUAGACUAGAAUAUUUGUGGCUUUGCAUUGAAACCUACCCUUUCAUCGGAAACUGCACAGUUGUCCUGUUUGUGUCCUGGGAAUAGUUAGACCUAAAGCAUCAUCUAAUACUGAUUCUGACCCUCAGUGGAGUCACACAACUGACUCACUGGUGUUCAACUUCUAAAUUUUAGUGGUAGGAUCCUGCAAAUGACAAUCUGUAAAACGGUAGCUUCCCUGGAGAGGGAGAGAUACAUUUCCACCCAGGAAAUCCUAACAUACCAUUCCUUUCUCAUUACUUGUUCUUCUCCUUCUUAUUUGAUUCCCUUUUCCUGUUUUGCUCUGUAUGAACAAAACAUUCUGAGUUUUACUUUAACUGGACGUGUGCAUGUUGCAGGUGUGCAACUUCCUCAGUUAACCGGAUCACUUUAAAAUAUCCAGGAUAUGGAAACAUUUUGAUAAAGAACAACAUGUACGUGCAUAACUGCAUCUUGCCAAUUUUCACUCGGUUACUUUGAGGUACUGUGAACUAUGUGUUACUGAGUUUCUUUGUUUGUGUCUUUAUUAUUUGCCUUAUUUGUACAUCCAUUAAAGUCCUCUUUUUUGUAUUGUUUGUAUUGUUUUAUUCAGUUUUAGCAUUUGCUGCUUGUUUGGUUCGCACACGCCACUCUGCCUUUAAAGAAUAGAUUGCCAUAAAUUGUGGAAAGAGGACCUAGCAUUUAGCUGAUAUGUGUUUGUUUUGUAUGUUGCAGACAUUGUAUAUCAGGUUUGAGAUUUCCCUUUUGUUGGCUACAUUGUUGAGUCUGAACUGAUGCGCAAUAUUUUGUGUUUCUGUUGUUUUUCAUUUGCUAACAGUUGAUUUGGUAAGACAAAGACCUAAGUUGAUUGGCAUUAUCCUUUAAAACGCAGACACUUGAAUGCAUCGUUUUACAUCACACAGGUCUCGUCGAGAUCUGUUUUGAAAUCAGGGCAAUACGGGAUAUAUUGGCUCAGAGCUCUUUGUGGACUGCUGGUACUACUGUGUCUGGAAGCUCGUACAAUUCAGGAGUCCACAAAAAAUCAUUCUUAGUUUGUAUAGAAAGAGUAGACACUUUGAUACAGUAACCUUUUUCUAUCAGAAUCACACUUGGGCUGUUUUUACAGUUUUUAAGACCAGUGUUUGAGCUUUCAGAUGAAUCUCUACUCAGAUGCUGGUUGUUGAAUUAUAAUAAUAAGUUGUACACAUUCACCAGUGAGAUUAAUGAUUCCAGUGCUGUGUUUCAGUUUUCUUUUUAUGUAUUCAGGUUACUACUGUAAGCCAAUUUUCCUUUUCUUUUUUUCUGUCCAUAGAGCAUCAUGCUUUGUAUACUUUCCUCUGUUUGUAUGUCUUAUGUAUGAACUGCUACGAUUGUAUUUUACAAAGGUAUGUUCUCAAGUCAGCCAGGUGAAUGUAAUGCACCACUUCAAGUAUGGAGAAGUGGUCGAAACCAACCAAUGUGAUCACCAGAGCUUUACAUCGACUCUCGCCUCGACAACUCCUCUUUGUAAUGUCUCUUCCACCCAGUUUGCUGGUGGUGACUAAACUGGUUAUUAAAUAAUCGUACAGGGUGGGCAGCUUUGGCCUGUGACUCCCAUGGUGUGAGCUUUUGGUUAUGUUUGGAAGACCUUUCUAUUUGUUUAUAACAUCAUUGUCGGUAAAUGUAUCCUUUCAUGUGCUGACAAAAUCAAAAAAAUAAUGCCUGUUAUUUUAAAUAAACAUGUGAACUGCU